Molecule: messenger RNA, 2800 nt
Organism: Lotus japonicus
Lineage: Eukaryota; Viridiplantae; Streptophyta; Magnoliopsida; Fabales; Fabaceae
Product: probable cyclic nucleotide-gated ion channel 14
Exons: 7
Coding region: 266-2410 (714 amino acids)
Biological process (GO): potassium ion transport; transmembrane transport
Cellular component (GO): membrane
Molecular function (GO): voltage-gated potassium channel activity
Source: RefSeq, a predicted model, not a curated record
AGUGGGAGGCCGUUUUGGUGGUUACUCUUUUCGUUUUCCAUUGAUGCAAGUCAAAACCAUUUUGUCCAAAUCCAAAAGCUUAUUUUUUGUUCUAGUGGAAGUACAAUACACGUUUUGUUGGGAUGAGAAGCAGGUAAUGUUCAAAGGAAACAAAAGACACAGUAGAGUUUGCUUUUCUUUCAUUGUGAUGUAGUAACUUCCAAUGCAUACCUUAACAGCAGUAUCUAUCUGAGCAUUUGAUAAUAGUUCAUCAUAAGAAAUAAGAAUGGAGCUGAAAAAAGAGAAGCUAGUCAGGUUCUCCAAUAAUGAAAAACAGAAUCUUGAGUCUUCUUGGGAAAAGCCAUUCCAAGUCUACAUGAAUCCGGAAUGCAAAAUUGGUAGUGGUGAUAAGAGCAAAAUGAAUGUUAGAAACCUCACAUUUGGAAAAUUUAAGGUUUUCCCAGAAAAUCUUGAGCCAUGGAAGAAGAGGAUUCUUGAUCCUGGUAGUGAUGUCUAUUUGGAGUGGAACAGAGCUUUCCUAUGUUCUUGCAUGCUAGCUUUGUUUGUUGAUCCCCUGUUUUUCUACCUCCCCUCAGUAGCAAAUAAUGGGAAUUCUACAUGUAUGGCUACUGAUUUGAACAUAGGAAUUGUUGUGACAUGUUUCAGAACAUUUGCUGAUGUUUUCUACCUGCUGAACAUGGUGAUCAAGUUCAGGACUGCCUAUGUGGCACCAAGUUCAAGGGUUUUUGGGAGGGGAGAGCUUGUUAUGGAUCCAAAGUUGAUUGCUACAAGGUAUUUGAGAUCAGAGUUCUUCUUAGAUCUUGUAGCUACACUGCCUCUUCCUCAGAUGGUGAUUUGGUUUAUCAUGCCAGCAAUUAGAAGAAGCUCCCAUGCUGAUCAUACCAACAAUGCUCUUGUACUCAUUGUUCUGCUUCAAUAUGUCCCCAGAUUAUAUUUGACUUUCCCAUUAAGUUCUCAGAUUAUUAAAGCAACUGGUGUAGUUACAAAGACAGCUUGGGCUGGAGCUGCUUACAAUCUCUUACUUUACAUGUUGGCUAGUCAUGUCUUGGGGGCAUCAUGGUACUUGUUGUCAAUUGAAAGGCAUGCUAGUUGCUGGAAAUCUGAAUGCAGAAAUGAAAGGCUACCAGUAAAAUGUGUCCUUCAGUACUUGGAUUGCAGUACUUUAGAUCAUGGUGAUCGCAUGAAGUGGGCAAAUACCACUUCUGUGUUUGGUAACUGCAAUCCAGAAAAUAGCACAAAUUUCAACUAUGGAGUCUUUGCCAAUGCAAUACAAAAUAAUGUUAUCUCCUCCACAUUUACUGAGAAGUACCUCUAUUGUCUGUGGUGGGGCUUGCAGAAUUUGAGUUCUUAUGGCCAGGGUUUGACUCCAAGCACAUUCGUUUGGGAAACUGCAUUUGCAAUACUCAUAGCUAUUCUGGGCCUGGUAUUGUUUGCCCACUUAAUUGGCAACAUGCAGACAUAUUUGCAAUCUAUUACUGUGAGGCUUGAAGAGUGGAGACUGAAGCGACGUGACACUGAAGAGUGGAUGAGCCAUCGGCAGCUCCCACCACAUCUCAGAGAGCGUGUGAGGAGAUUUGUUCAGUACAAGUGGCUUGCAACUCGUGGGGUUGAUGAAGAAACCAUCGUAAGAGGCCUUCCUCUAGAUCUCAGAAGAGACAUCCAACGUCACCUUUGCUUAGACCUUGUGAGACGUGUUCCCUUCUUUUCCCAAAUGGAUGCUCAGCUACUUGAUGCAAUAUGUGAGAGAUUGGUAUCAUCCUUGAGUACUCAAGGCACAUACAUAGUCAGAGAAGGAGAUCCAGCUACAGAGAUGCUUUUUAUCAUUAGAGGGAAACUUGAAAGCUCAACUACAAAUGGAGGUAGAACUGGUUUCUUCAACUCAAUUACCUUAAGACCUGGUGAUUUCUGUGGAGAAGAGCUACUAGCUUGGGCAUUGCUUCCAAAAUCCACUCUCAACUUGCCUUCUUCUACAAGAACAGUUAAAGCCCUUGUAGAAGUGGAAGCCUUUGCAUUAAGAGCAGAAGAUCUUAAAUUUGUGGCCAACCAGUUUCGACGUCUCCACAGCAAGAAAUUGCAGCAUACCUUCCGUUUCUACUCUCAUCAUUGGAGGACAUGGGCUUCUUGCUUCAUUCAAGCUGCAUGGCGCCGGUACAAGAAGAGAGUGUUGGCGAAAACUCUUAGCCGGAGGGAAUCCCAGUAUUUCAUUGAUGGUGAACAAGUAAGGGAAGAAGAGCAUAGUGUUGUGAGUUCAAACACUGCGCAAGUAAAACAGAACCUUGGUGUUACUAUACUGGCUUCAAGAUUUGCUGCUAACACAAGAAAAGGGGUUCAGAAGAUCAAGGAUGUGGGGAUGCCUAAGUUGCAAAAGCCUGAAGAGCCAGACUUCUCAGUAGAGCAUGAUGAUGACUGAAUCCAUACCAUCUUCAUGAGUGUAAAGUAUUGUUCCUCAUUCAAAUAAUAUGUGUGCAUUAGUUGUUUGUUGGUGGAGAAGCUUUGUUUGGGCUACAUCUCUCAUAGUGUUUUUGGAUAAGCUUCUCUUUCAUCAUAAUUAAUUGCAGAAGUGUUUCAAAACAUGCAAUUAGUCUAUACUUAUCCAGAUUAUUUCGCUGAGUUGUGAUCCAUUCCCAGUCAGCACAGUUGAUGGCUAUAGGCAUCAACUUUGUGCUAGAAGUUGCUUUUGUUUGUGUUUUGAGCUCAUACAUCUUUACCAAGUGAUUUUCAUCUUGUAUAUUAGACUUUCUUGACAUGCCAACUGUAUAUUACACUACACUGUUUAUGGCAUAUUGUCCUAUUAGUUCCU